GUACCUACGGAAGGCAAACAAACCUGUUCUAGCUGCUAGCUAAGAUACCUAGUGGGCAUCGUCAACUCUCACGUAGUGACAUUUUAACGAACUAUUAUACCUGUAUAUGUACUACAUCAUUCCGUUUUGAUCAUGGACUUGAAGGAGAUCCUGUCACGACUUGAAAUCGGCAACGAAGUGGAGAUCGUGAAGGUUCUGCUCCAGUAUAAUCAAGAGAAUAGUCAAACUUUUACAUUUGACAAAAAUGAAGAAAACCUUCAAAUUAAGGUGUGUCGGAGUCUGUUGACGGCACUAGGAACCCAAGAGGGGCCGUGCUGCCAGAGGGCCUCCUUGGAGACCCUCCGCAUCCUGUCCAGGGACAAGCGGGCUCUGGAUCCCGUGGCCACCAGGGAGGGCCUGCUGGUCUUGGCCGGUCUGGCCCAGCUGCCCUCCGCCCAGGACGGCGCUGACCCAGCCGACAGUCUUCAGGAAGACACCCUGACGCCGGAGCAGGAGAGUGUGGUGGUUGAGGCGCUCAAGUGCCUGUGUAACGUGGUGUACAACAGCCCCGCAGCGCAGCAGGUCUGCGCCGACCUGAAGCUGGCACACAGUUUGUGCACGCACCUGCGCAGCCGCUGUGGCCGGCAUGCGGUCGGCCUGUUCUCGCUGCGCCUCCUCUUCCUGCUGACGGCGCUGCGGCCUGACGUGAGGGCCAGCCUGCAGAGCCAGCUGCCCGCCGUGCGGCUGCUCCGGGAGGUCCUCGAGCGCACGCUACAGGUGCGCUGGGUCGGGCCGUACGAGGCCGGGGCCCCGGAGCCAGAGGCCGCACCCCUUCCCACUGAGGACAAUGAGCGAGCCAUGGAGGCCCUGAAGGCCAUGUUCAACCUCACCUUGACGGACCCCGCUGAAGAGGAUGGGCAGCACCAGGUCCGCCUGAUCAUCGGCGUCAUGAGGCACCUCCUGCUGCUGAGGACAGAGACGGAGGAGAAGACGGAGGAGGCUCACAGCCAUGCAGUGAAUCUUCUGAGCAACCUGCCCGCCGCCUGUCUGGACGUGCUGAUCGAUGUUCCUGUUCAGGGAGGCCAGGAGCAGUACGGUGGAAACAACAUGGCCGCCGUCCAAGUGCUCCUGGAUUUCUUGGAGAAGCGGAUCGACAAGCAGGGGUCCAACUAUAAGGAGGGCCUGACGCCGGUUCUCAGCCUGCUGACCGAGGGCUCCCGGCGCCACAGACACAUCCGCAGGUUCAUUAAGGCCCAGGUGCUCCCCCCGCUGAAGGAGGCCAAGGUGCGGCCGGAGAUCGGCACCACGAUCCGGAACAAGCUGGUGCGCCUGAUGACCCACGUGGACAUGGGCGUGAAGCAGGGGGCCGCCGAGUUCCUCUUCGUCCUCUGCAAGGAGAGCGUGGACAACCUGUUAAAGUACACCGGCUACGGCAACGCGGCUGGACACCUGGUGGCCAAAGGCCUGCUGGCCGGGGGGCGUGGAGAGACCAAGUACUCUGACGACGAGGACAGCGACACAGAGGAGUACAAAAGUGUUAAACCCUUAAUCAACCCCAUCACCGGACAUGUCGAGGAGCCCAUGCCUAACCCCAUGGAGGAGAUGACGGAGGAGCAGAAGGAGUACGAGGCCCAGAAGAUGGUCAUCAUGUUGGACGAGCUGAUCAGGAAGGGGGUGAUCCAGCCCAUGGGGGUCAGGAAGGACUGCACCGUGGCCCCCCUGGAGGAGACCCUGCGCCAGCACACCCACGAGAGCUCCGGCUCUGACACAGACUAGCCCCCCCCCCGUUUCCUAGGAUACUUCAAUUAGACCGCUGACGUAGGCCCCUGACGAAGGACUUCCUUUCUGCUGGAGCUCUAUUGGCGUCUCUGAAGGUGAUGCCCGACAAACUGCCACCACAUCCCGUCGAAGGAGCCCUGAGCCAACGGCCCACCGCUCCAGCUGACCUCUGUGCACUGCCUUUUACUAAUAUAGUCUUUGUAUCCUUUAAUGGCAUAGAAACCUGUUGCUAUAGUAACAGCCGCAAUUCUGUUGAUCUUGUCGUACGACUGCACACACCGGCCCAGAACGAGGGUGUAUCCGGCCUGCUGAGGGGGUUUGUCGGGCGGUGGGAGCUCCCAGAGCCGUAAGCAGAGGGAGGGAUGCAGCGUGGCACUUCAUGUUCAGGGUCUUCACGUUUAGUUGGUUCCCUCAGUGUGCACCUUCCCCUUGUAAACAUUGUUUAAAGAUGUAGGUAGAACCCCCAUCCUGGUUGCUGCUUUAUGUAGAGCCCGCUGUGGCCGCCAGGAACAUGGCGAAAACUGUUUUGUGAAAAUAUAAAUUGCGAAGAAAAAACACCAAAUUAUGUAGCAUUUGUCAAUAAUAGUAAAUCAGAACUUGCCAUAUUUAUUAACUUAAUGAGUAACAUUGGAUUGUUUUUGCCUUAUCUUGAUUGCUUGCUUAUUUAAUCAUUGUUUUCUUUUGCCACAAUGAGUGUAUAUUCUUUGUUCUGUAUUUGGGAGACGAAUACCUUACUAUUGCUGCAAUAUUGUUGGUUGAACAGAGCUCAAGGUCGCAUGGUCGCCCAUAGCGAUAUGAUGUGGGAGUGUGUUCGCUGAGCAUCCAUAAAGUUAGACAAUGAAUGGAGGAUUCUCUUAACUUAUAAGUAAUGGAUGUGUCACUUGUUGAUCUUUUGGUUGCCUACCUAACACUGUCUGAGUGCAUUUGUAGAGUACACUGCCUUGUUUUGUUACACAUAAAUGGUAUUUUAUAUCGCGUGGAUGAUUCCACUUGUUUUUUUCACCUCUGCAUACCUGAAGUGGAUGCUUAAUAAACGUCAAGGUUUCCCCCAUAGAAAGCAAACAAUUGGAAGAGUCCUAAUGCUUCUGAUGCACAUGUUGCAGACUAACCACUUUUUCACCGCUUCUCUUGCAAUGUUAUUAAAGCCAGAAAGAAGGAAUCGAUUGUCAUUAAAGUUAACCAGCAGA
Molecule: messenger RNA, 2945 nt
Organism: Gadus morhua (Atlantic cod)
Lineage: Eukaryota; Metazoa; Chordata; Actinopteri; Gadiformes; Gadidae
Gene: ric8b
Product: RIC8 guanine nucleotide exchange factor B
Exons: 10
Coding region: 133-1755 (540 amino acids)
Biological process (GO): G protein-coupled receptor signaling pathway
Cellular component (GO): plasma membrane; cytoplasm
Molecular function (GO): guanyl-nucleotide exchange factor activity; G-protein alpha-subunit binding
Source: RefSeq, a predicted model, not a curated record